AUGCCACUGGGGGGGUUUGCGGGUCUAAAGGAGAAGCUCAAACCGGGGAAGGAGGAGUUGAAGAACAAUGUGGGCGACUCUCUGGGGAACCUGCAGAAGAAGAUCGAUGGCACUAAUGUGGCUGAAGAGGACAACAUUGAGCUGACAGAAGAUGGCCGUCCAGUGGCAGCCCCUAAACACAGCCCACCCCUUUUGGAUUGUGGCUGCUUUGGCCUUCCCAAACGUUACAUCAUCGCCAUCCUCAGCGGACUUGGCUUUUGCAUCUCGUUUGGCAUCCGCUGCAACCUCGGUGUAGCCAUUGUAGAAAUGGUCAACAACAACACUGUCUACAUCAACGGGACUGCCGUCAUGCAGCCAGCUCAGUUUAAUUGGGAUCCAGAGACAGUGGGAUUGAUACAUGGCUCUUUUUUCUGGGGCUACAUUGUCACUCAAAUCCCUGGAGGUUUCAUCUCCAAUAAGCUAGCAGCUAACAGGGUGUUUGGAGCAGCCAUUUUCUUGACGUCAGUGCUAAACAUGUUUAUUCCGUCAGCUGCCAGGGUUCACUACGGCUGUGUCUUAUUUGUGCGAAUCUUACAAGGACUGGUGGAGGGCGUCACAUAUCCUGCCUGCCAUGGGAUGUGGAGCAGAUGGGCUCCUCCAUUGGAGAGAAGUCGUCUGGCUACUACCUCGUUCUGUGGAUCUUAUGCAGGAGCUGUGAUAGCCAUGCCACUGGCUGGAAUAUUAGUGCAGUAUGUGGGCUGGCCCUCUGUCUUCUAUAUAUAUGGCGUGUUUGGCAUUAUAUGGUAUAUUUUCUGGCUCUUGCUGGCUUAUGAUAGCCCAGCGAUACAUCCCACUAUCAGUGAAGAAGAAAGAACAUAUAUAGAGACCUCUAUUGGAGAAGGAGCUAAUUUAAUGAGUUCUACUGAGAAAUUUAAAACUCCUUGGCGUGAAUUCUUCACAUCUAUGCCUGUCUACGCCAUUAUUGUGGCAAACUUCUGCCGCAGCUGGACCUUUUACCUCCUGCUCAUCAGCCAGCCUGCGUACUUUGAAGAGGUCUUUGGGUUCCCCAUCAGCAAAGUGGGCAUUUUGUCAGCGGUGCCACACAUGGUGAUGACGAUCAUUGUACCCAUAGGAGGCCAGCUGGCUGACUUCCUGAGGAGUCGGAAAAUCCUCUCUACUACAACCGUGCGGAAAAUCAUGAACUGUGGAGGUUUUGGCAUGGAGGCCACGUUGCUGCUGGUGGUCGGGUUCUCACACACACGUGCCGUGGCCAUCUCAUUCCUCAUCCUGGCAGUGGGCUUCAGUGGAUUUGCGAUAUCAGGAUUCAAUGUAAACCAUCUGGACAUAGCUCCUCGCUAUGCCAGUAUUCUUAUGGGUAUCUCUAAUGGAGUUGGCACCCUGUCUGGCAUGGUUUGCCCCCUCAUCGUUGGAGCACUCACUAAACACAAGACUCGGCUGGAGUGGCAGCAUGUGUUUGUGAUCGCUUCCAUGGUGCAUUACACUGGCGUGAUCUUCUAUGCCAUCUUUGCCUCUGGUGAGAAGCAGGACUGGGCUGAUCCUGAGAGCACCAGUGAUGAAAAAUGUGGCAUCAUCGGGGAAGAUGAGCUGGCUGAUGAGACCGAACCCAAAAGCGACAGUGCCCUGGCGACUAAGCAGAAGACCUAUGGAACAACAGACAACUCUGCAGGCCGCAGGCAAGGCUGGAAGAAGAACAAAGGCGUGACCAUGCAAGCUGAUGAAGAUCACGGAUCAAAUCAUUAUGAAAACGGGGAAUAUCAGAACCAGUAUCAAUGACAUUUUGGUUAUUAAACGCCCAAGACUGAGUGGUGAGGUGUAGGAGUAUUUAUUCAAGUAACUGCAGAAAUAACCCCAACAAGGGACUACAACAUUCCACUUGACAUUCGACACAACAGUAUAUUUGAGUUGUGAAGAAAUAUUUUGGAUGGCUUCCUUUAUGAUUUCACCCUGCUGUAGAGCCUGAAGGAACAGUCACGUGAGAAUGAUCUGUGAGUAGUUCAUUUGACGUGAUGGAGAUUUGUAGCUGAAAAGAAAGUUUCAACUGGAGUCCACACUACCGUUCUAAAGUUGGUCAGUAAUAUUUUUUUGAAAGAAAUUAAUAUUUAUAGAGCAAGGAUGCAUUUAAUUGAUCAAAAGUGACAGUAAAGGCAUUUAUAAUGUUACAGAAGGUUUCAUAUAAAUGCUGCUCAUUUAAGCUUUCUUUUCAUCAAAGAAUCCUAAAACAUUUAUCAGAGUUUCCACAAGGAUCAUGUUUUUAGGAUGAUUUCUGAAGGCUCAUGUGACACUGAAGACUGGAGUAAUGGCUGGUUUGCCAUAAGAUGAAUACAUUACAUUUUAAAAUAUAUUCAAAUAGAAAACAGUUUUUUUAAAUGGGGGUUAUGCGCAACUAAAUUUCUCUGUAAAACAGUAGUCUAUAUAUAGUGGCCCCAUAAGGUGGAUACUUGAGUGACACUUAAAAGUUUCUGAAUGUCAUUGCAUUAGAUACAGUAAUACCAAAGUCCCUUUAAGACAAGUCAUUUCAGUCGGCGGCCAUCUUUGAAACGCCUCUCGGGCAUCCUGGGCAUCAUGCAAUCUCUUU
Molecule: messenger RNA, 2575 nt
Organism: Megalobrama amblycephala (Wuchang bream)
Lineage: Eukaryota; Metazoa; Chordata; Actinopteri; Cypriniformes; Xenocyprididae
Gene: slc17a8
Product: solute carrier family 17 member 8
Exons: 12
Coding region: 1-1773 (590 amino acids)
Biological process (GO): monoatomic anion transport; transmembrane transport; regulation of synapse structure or activity
Cellular component (GO): excitatory synapse; synaptic vesicle membrane
Molecular function (GO): L-glutamate transmembrane transporter activity; neurotransmitter transmembrane transporter activity
Source: RefSeq, a predicted model, not a curated record